CAUUCUAACUUCGUUAUGAGUUGCAUAACACAGAGAGAAUUUUACAGUAGAAAAUAUUUACAACGACCAAAAGGAGCUAUUCCACAGAUCUGGUACAGUCAAGUCCGUCAUGGUCAUAAGUUUAGAACAAAGAAACCACGGCCAAAGCCAAUGGAGCGGCGGAUAUUUGAAGCAGUCACUGCACCAGUUAUAGAAAAGCCAAUGCCUUAUUUGAGAUUUUCAUGCCGGGAUCCAGCAACCUCACAAGUUAAAGAGGAAAAUCCAUAUGAGCAGUUUCUAAUCCGUCAGUUGAGGAAGACAGUGGAACAGAGUGAAAUGAUUAUCAUAUGUCACCGAUUACCGUGUAGUUCUGUACGCCUCCGUGAGAUCAAAAUUGAUUUGAAACUGAAAGAUCUGUAUAUGCAUGUACUAAAUAACACACAUAUGGGGGAGAUAAUAAAGGAUACAGAAAAGGCAAAUCUUUCUUACCUGCUUACUGGGGACAGCAUCAUGAUAACCUCUAAAGAUGUCAAAAUUAAAGAAGUCUGGAAUGUGCUGAGGAAAUGUUCAGAAAUUGUUCCUUUGGGUGGGUAUGUUAAAAAUAGACUGAUUACCAAACAACAGAUACAGGAGCUGAGUAAAUUACCAUCUAUAGAACUACAGUUAGGAGAACUUGUCUCUAUUUUAAACCUUAUUGGUGGGGCAAGGACCUCCUCCCUGCUUUCUUCUCAUCAACAAACAUUGUCAGCCACUCUCCAACAGUAUCACAAACAGGAAAGUGAGAAUUCUUAGCAUAAAUGACAGUGUGAAGUGAAAGAAAAGUGCUCGGUCUUUACAUACAUACAGAAUUCUUACCAUCAUGUUGUCAACAAUUUCUUUAAAAACAGAAUUCUAGGCAUAACCUGUUAACAACAAGAAGCAGAAAAGUGAGAUUUGUGUAAAAACUGUUGUCUUAUCAGAAAAGUAAGAAUUCUUACAUAAAUGGCAACGCGAAGUAACAGACAGCAAAGAUUUUUAGCAUAAAUGACAGUGUGAAGUAAAAGAAAGCAAAGAUUCUUAGCAUAUCUGAGAAUGUGAAGUGACAGAAAAGUGAUCGGUCUUUACAUACAUGCAGAAUUCUUUAAUACUAUCAUGUUGUCAACAAUUACGUUAAAAACAGAGAAUUCUUGGCAUAAGCUGUGAACAUCAAGAAGCGGGAGAUUUAUGUAAAAACUGUUAUCGUAUCAGAAAAAUGAGAAUUCUUACCCUAAAUUACAAUGCUAAGUAACAGUAGCAUAAAUGACUAUUUGAUUUAACAGCAAAGAUUCUUAGCAUAAAUAACAAUGUGACGUAACAGAUAGCAAAGCUUCUUCGCGUCAUAUUAUGUUAUUCAUUGCUGUGUAGUUUGAAAAAUGUUUUAUUAAUGUUAAUAAAUAUUGACUUCAAAAGUUGAGCAUUUCAUUUUAGCUU
This is a messenger RNA of Mercenaria mercenaria, 1428 nucleotides long. RefSeq lists its product as uncharacterized. The transcript has 5 exons. Gene Ontology annotation, cellular component: mitochondrial large ribosomal subunit. Gene Ontology annotation, biological process: translation. Lineage: Eukaryota; Metazoa; Mollusca; Bivalvia; Venerida; Veneridae. The coding region runs from base 16 to 771 and encodes 251 amino acids. The record is from RefSeq and is a predicted model, not a curated record. Gene Ontology annotation, molecular function: structural constituent of ribosome.